Messenger RNA from Lodderomyces parapsilosis, 4320 nucleotides. It is a transcript of the gene KOG1, whose product is annotated as ubiquitin-binding TORC1 subunit. Lineage: Eukaryota; Fungi; Ascomycota; Pichiomycetes; Serinales; Debaryomycetaceae. The record is from RefSeq and is a predicted model, not a curated record. Gene Ontology annotation, cellular component: TORC1 complex; cytoplasm. Gene Ontology annotation, biological process: regulation of autophagy; cellular response to starvation; positive regulation of protein serine/threonine kinase activity. The coding region runs from base 1 to 4320 and encodes 1439 amino acids. The transcript has a single exon. Gene Ontology annotation, molecular function: protein-macromolecule adaptor activity; protein binding.
AUGAGACAUGGUUUCGGUGAAGACUACAACUCGGAAAACUUUUUGAGCCAACUCGCAAACACUUUCUAUAUCUAUUUUGAUGAUAAACGACAUAGUACGAUGGGUAAUCCUUUAACCAAGGAGAUGAAGGAAAGCACGAAGUACUACAAGAAUUUCCAGCCUAUACAUGAUUGGAAAAUCAUGAAGGAAAGGCAAAAGACUAUUAGUGCGGUAUUGGUAAUGUGUCUUAAUUUGGGCGUUGAUCCUCCUGACGUAAUGAAGACUUAUCCAUGUGCCAAACUCGAAGCAUGGUGUGACCCAACAACCUUUACGGAUACAAAAAAGGCAAUCGAAAAUAUCGGCAAAAACUUGCAAUCACAAUAUGAAACACUUUCAUUACGAACUAGGUACAAGCAAUCAUUAGACCCAUGUGUCGAAGAUGUCAAACGAUUUUGCAACACUUUGAGAAGGAAUGCUAAAGAUGAGAGAAUUCUUUUUCAUUAUAACGGACACGGUGUACCACAACCAACAACGAGUGGUGAAAUUUGGGUUUUCAACCGUGGCUAUACUCAAUAUAUUCCCAUAUCGCUUUAUGAUUUACAAACUUGGCUUGGCGCUCCUGUGAUAUUCGUGUACGAUUGCAACAGUGCUGGUAAUAUUGUUUACAAUUUUAAAAAAUUUGUGCAAAAACGGAUAGAUGACGACAAUGAGGGUAAUCAUGACGUUAGUGCACCAUCGCCAACUUCUGCGUAUCUUGAUUGCAUUCAAUUGGCAGCAUGCAAAAGCAAUGAAUUGUUACCAAUGAGUCCUGAUCUUCCUGCCGACUUGUUCACUUGUUGUCUUACUUGUCCUAUUGACAUUAGCAUUAAGUGGUUUAUAAUGCAAAGCUCGCUUAAAAAGAGGUAUUAUGAUUCCCUACCGAAGAAUCAAAUAGGAAACGUAAUAGUACCGGGAAAAUUGACUGAUAGGAGGACACCAUUGGGAGAACUUAACUGGAUAUUCACUGCAAUAACUGAUACAAUAGCAUGGACUUCGCUUUCAAGACCAAUUUUCAAACGUCUCUUUCGUCAAGAUUUAAUGGUUGCUGCAUUGUUUCGAAACUUUUUACUAGCAAAGAGAAUCAUGCCCCAUUUGAAUUGCAAUCCCAUAAGUGAUCCGCCGUUACCUGAUUCUGUCAAGUACCAUCCAAUGUGGGACUCUUGGGAUUUGGCUAUUGACCAAGUUCUUUCCCAAUUGUUAAAAACGUCCAAGGAAGAGCCAACGACGACUCAAAAUGUGACUCAAUCGCUGUCAUUAAUACCUAAUGGUGUGAUAAUAGCGAAUGGUAACGGCAACAGCAGCAGCGGCACACAAUCUAGUACUCACCCAAAUGGCACCGCCCAGGUUGUGCUGUCAGCAACAACGCAAAAUUUGAACAAUUAUCAGCACUCCACAUUUUUUGAACAGCAAUUAACUGCUUUUGAGAUUUGGUUAAAGUACACUGGUCCAUCGACAAAAGAACCACCGGAACAGCUACCAAUAGUCUUGCAAGUGUUGUUGUCCCAAGUACAUCGUCUAAGAGCGUUGAUUUUGCUCUCAAAGUUUUUGGAUUUAGGUCCAUGGGGAGUAUAUUUGUCUUUGUCAAUUGGAAUAUUCCCCUAUGUGUUGAAGCUUUUGCAGAGCCCCGCUCAAGAGUUAAAACCAGUAUUGAUAUUCAUAUGGGCAAGAAUAAUGGCCAUUGAUUAUAAAGGUACUCAACAAGAAUUGUGUAAAGACAAGGGUUAUAAUUACUUCUAUCAGAUUUUAAACAACUCGCCCCAGAGCCUGGCUAAUGGACACGGGGGCGCAGGAUCAGCCACUUCUGGACCAAUGUUAAUCAACGAUGAUCAUAAAGCUAUGAGUGCAUUUAUUUUGACCCUUUUUAUAAAAGACUUUAAAAAUGGGCAAAGGCUUUGCUUUUCGAGUGAGGUUGUCACCAAUUGCAUAAAGUACAUUCAAACGAGUGAAAACCCUUUAUUGAGACAGUGGUGCAGCUUGCUUCUUUCCCAAUUGUGGAACAAGUACCCCGAUGGCAAAUGGGUGGCGUUCAAAGACGGCCAUAUAAAUCAGUUGUCGUUGCUAACAAAUGAUCCAAUUCCAGAAGUUCGUACCUCAAUUGUUGUUGCAUUGACAAACUUUCUUUCCGAUCCCGUUCCUCCUUUAUUUGGCCAACCACAGCAAGGGCAACAGCGACCAUCGCUGUAUAGUUCUACGGCCGAGUCCAAGAAGGAUGAGAUGAGACAACAGGAUUUGAAGCUUGCUAAUAUCGUUUUAGGACUUCUAGGCGAUGGGUCCCCCAUUGUGCGAAAAGAGAUGGUGUUCUUCAUCAACAAAUUUAUCAAAGCAUAUUCUAAAUUUUUUUUAGUUGUUGCCUUCAACCAAUUGGAGGAGGAGAUUGUGCUUCUUGAUGACCCCAAUAUUUUGAACGAUUUUAGAAAACGUUCUCCAGCAUAUGGGUCUAUAUUUAGCUCAAUAUGGAAGGCGCUUUUGAUAUUAUCGGAAGAUCCUCACUGUGAGGUGAAGAGCUUUGCUGAAAUUGUCAUUGAUUAUGUGAUGGUGAAUUUAAACCAUAGUGAAUUGGGUUUGAUUGUGAAGGAGAUGCAAGGCUAUUUGUUGAGUAAGUCCACGUUAAGCAUCAGCGAAGGCUUCAUAUCGGGAACACCUAUUGUAAGUAAAUUUUUGGGGGAAAAACGACAAGUCUCGAGUGCAUCAGUAAUCAACAGAAAAAACAACUUGCUUAUAAAUGGCUCAUCUUUGAAAACAAGGGCUGUAUCAUCUAAUGACCAUUCCACUGAUAGUGAUAGCGAAUCUAUCACAUCGAAGAUUAAGAAUUUGUCCAUGGCGAAGUUGUUAAAGAGCUUUCAUAUCAAUGAAGAAUCGGAUAUCAAAGGGUUUGGCCGUAUUUUGAACUCGGGUCUCCUUCCCAGUCGGUACGGUGCUGAGUACAAGCCUAAAUCUGCUUUUUACAGGCCUCGUGAUCUCACAGAAUGGCCAGAAUUGCCGGCUGAAUCCGACUUUUUUGAGUACAGCUGUGAAUACUUUCAAGAGCCUCAAAUGUCAAAGAACGAGACCGAUGAACCUGGUUCAGAGGAAUAUGUUAGAAGAUUGUGGCGAAGGAAUCGAAAUGAAAUGAUAAUUCAAGAAACACAGCCGCAGAAGGAAAUGGCGUUACGUGGUGAUUGGAAUAAAAAUGUCAAGGUGUUGAAUAACGUUUCGCAACCAAAAUGUAUCAAGUUUACCCAAUUUGAGAAAACUUUAGUUGCGAGUGAUGAAAAAGAUAACGUGACCGUCUGGGAUUGGGGUCAAAAUAGAAUUGUUAAAAAGUUUUCUAAUGGCAACCCCUUUGGAACCAAGAUUACCGAUUUGAAGUUUUUGAAUGAAGAUGAUCAACCGUUAUUGUAUGUGGGCUCAUCAGAUGGCGUCGUGAAAAUUUACAAGAAUUUCCACAAUGAUGAAAAAUACGACAAUGGAGAUGAGGACGAUAGUGAGAAUCGUGCUCCAUAUAAUGGUAACAGGAUAAAUCAAAAACAUGACUAUUACGAAGAGAACAACACUGAUGUUUUCUCCAACAAGAUCGAGUUGGUCACAGGCUGGAGAGCUUUGACUGAUUUGCUUCUCACAUCUAAAAGUUCCGGUCUAGUUUCCGAAUGGCAACAAUCGAGAGGAUCGCUAUUAGUUAGUGGAGAUGUUAAGGUUAUCCGUAUAUGGGAUGCACCACGGGAAUUGUGCGUGCUGGAUAUUCCAGCUAGGUCCUCGUCAUCAAUUACUAGCUUGACCUCUGACCAAGUUGCCGGUAACAUAUUUGUUGCUGGGUUUGAUGAUGGUAGCAUUCGAGUUUAUGAUCAAAGACUUGAUGCAAGAGAGUCAAUGGUUCGCUCUUGGAAACUGACGAGACAACCAAAUGGACAGCCUUUCAAUAAUGUUGGUUACGGGUCAAUAAAGAAUGUGCAUAUGCAAAGAGGAGGGUUUAGGGAGUUAGUCAGUGGCUCAUCCGAUGGAUUUGUCAAUCUUUGGGAUAUCAGAUUAAACGACCCUAUUUUGACUUUCAAUACACCUGGAAAUCAAAUCCGCAGCAUAGAUGUCCACGAACAUGCGCCGGUCAUAGUUUCAGGGUCCAAGUCGGUGAAUGUUUGGUCAACUGCAGGUGAUGACAUAACCACAUUGAGAAAUCCGUCACACGAAAAGUAUUUGACAACAAACAGGGGUAUAAAUUAUCUUUCUGGGGUAACUUUCCAUCCGCAUAGAAUGAUGCUCGCUACUAACUACACUCAGGAUGCUAAUAUUAAUGUAUAUACUUGUACAGAUGUGAUUAGUGAUUAUUAA